AUGGAUCUUAAGUCUACCUUCAAGAACACGGACAUAGAGCCUUUCUACAUCGGUGGUACCUCAGCCACCGUCUCCGAAAGUGGUGAACUUCUUGCCACUCCUAUUAACGAGGAUGUCAUAAUAACCAACCUCAUCACCAACGAGAUUGUCCACAGGAUCGAAGGUGAUGGAGAAUUGAUAACAAGUUUAAUGAUGACCCCUGAUGGAAAUACCUUAGCGAUCUUGUCCCAGUCUCAACAGUUGCGUAUUUUUGAUGUGGAACAAGGAAUUGUCACCAAGAACUUCAAAAUGUCAUCUCCAGUAUACAUAUCAACUGUCGACACCACUUCAUCUUUAUUUGCAUUCGGAGGUUCCGAUGGUAGUAUUACCAUCUGGGACAUCGAGGGAGGGUAUGUGACCCACUCUUUAAAGGGACACGGUACCACUUUGUGUUCGUUGGCAUUUCACGGUGAGUUAAAUUCCACUGAAUGGAAGUUAGUCAGUGGUGACAUCAUGGGUACUGUGAAGGUUUGGGACUUGGUCAAGAGAAAAUGCACCCAUACAAUCAAUGAACACAACUCUGCCGUUAGAGGUGUGGGAUUCGACUCCACUGGUCAAUUUUUAAUCACCGGUGGUAGGGACAAUAUCGUCAUUAUCUAUAAAGCACCAUCUUUCAAGCCUGUCAACACCUUCCAUAUCAAAGAACAAAUCGAAAAUGCCGGUUUCAUUACCUUAGAAUCAAAUCAAUACUUUUACACCGCUGGUUCUUCAAAUACCCUCAGAAUCUGGGACAUAAAUUCAGGAAAACUUUUGGCAUCUUCACCCACACCAUAUGAGACUAAUGAAGAAUUGAUGAUCAUUGACGUCAUAAAGUUGCUGACCAACGAUUUAUUCUUGGUGAUAAGUGAUCAAACCUUGGUCGAACUUGAUCUCUCCCAGUUCCAUGACCUUGACAAGGGUGGGAUUGAAAUUCCUAUUGGCAAGAGAAUUGCUGGUAACCAUGGUAUCAUUGCUGACCUCAAAUACGUCGGACCAGAGAAGAACUUGAUCGGUUUGGCCACCAACUCGCCUUCGUUGAGAAUCAUAGAUCCUACCAGACCACUUGAAUUAAGACUUUACGAGGGGCACAAGGACAUCCUCAAUGCUAUUGAUGUCUCUAGUGACGGUAAGUGGAUUGUCACCGGCUCCAAAGAUAAUGAAAUAAGACUUUGGAAAUGGGAUGAGGUUGAACAAGACUUCACCCAUCACACCUUGUUCCAUGGACAUGCUGGAUCAGUCACCGCUGUCAGUUUGAGCAAAUCCAAGGACUAUCCUGAAUUCAUCAUUUCUGGAUCUGCCGACUUAACUGUGAAAAAGUGGAAGAUUCCAUCUCAACCAAACACAACCGUCAAAUCAUCCGAAUACACAAGAAGAGCACAUGACAAGGAUAUCAACUCCAUCGAUAUUUCGCCAAAUGACGAACUCUUUGCAAGUGCUUCCUACGAUAAAUUAGCCAAGGUAUGGGACGUUCAUAGUGGAGAGACUAUCGGUGUUUUGAAGGGACACAAGAGAGGAUUGUGGGACAUAAACUUUUACAAGUAUGACAAGUAUAUUGUCACUGGUAGUGGUGACAAAACCAUUAAGGUAUGGUCAUUGAAUGACUUCACUUGUGUCAAGACAUUCGAAGGACAUACCAAUUCUAUUCAACGAGUCAAGUUCUUCAACAGAUUGAGCCCACAGGUCAUCUCUACUGGUGCAGAUGGUUUAGUCAAGAUUUGGGACUUCAAAUCGGGAGAAGUCUUGAGGACGUACGAUCAACACGACAACAGAAUCUGGUCGGUGGAUAUCAAGGAGGAUGGCCAAAUCUUUGUCACUGCAGAUGCUGAUGGUAAGAUAAUUGAGUGGGAAGAUAACACCGAAGAAGAAAUCAAGCUUAAGGAGCAGGAGGACAAACAUAAAAUCGAACAAGAACAAACAUUGGCAAACUAUAUCCAGAACAACGACUGGUCUAAUGCUUUCUUGUUGGCUUUAACCCUCAAUCACUCCAUGAGAAUGUACAACGUGAUCAAGUCAUGUAUUGAGCAAAAUGAAGACACCGAAUCUCCAAUUGGUUCCACUUUAUUGGAAGAAACCAUCGCACAGUUGGACGAUGAACAGUUGGUGACCUUGUUCAAGAAGAUUAGAGACUGGAAUAUCAACUUCAAGUUCUUCGAGAUCAGUCAGAGAUUGUUGGGUGUUGUGUUGGAAAGAAACCCUCCAUCCAAGUUGAUGGAAAUCAAGGGUCUCGUCAAGAUCAUUGAUUCCAUUGUUCCAUAUAACGAGCGUCAUUUUGCUAGGUUGGAUGACUUGAUUGAGCAAAGUUACAUGUUGGAUUACACCGUGGAGGGAAUGGGUUUUACUGCCGAAGCGUAA
This is a messenger RNA of Suhomyces tanzawaensis NRRL Y-17324, 2370 nucleotides long. RefSeq names its product Utp13p (gene UTP13). Gene Ontology annotation, molecular function: protein binding; U3 snoRNA binding. The record is from RefSeq and is a predicted model, not a curated record. NCBI's taxonomy places the organism in Eukaryota, Fungi, Ascomycota, Pichiomycetes, Serinales, Debaryomycetaceae. Bases 1 to 2370 code for a protein of 789 amino acids. Gene Ontology annotation, cellular component: small-subunit processome; 90S preribosome; nucleolus. The transcript has a single exon. Gene Ontology annotation, biological process: endonucleolytic cleavage to generate mature 5'-end of SSU-rRNA from (SSU-rRNA, 5.8S rRNA, LSU-rRNA); endonucleolytic cleavage in 5'-ETS of tricistronic rRNA transcript (SSU-rRNA, 5.8S rRNA, LSU-rRNA).